AUAUUUCUAUUUGUUUCUAUUUUUCCUUAAUAAUUUUAGUAACUAAACAUAACCUUUCUAUUCUAUUAAUAAAAAAAAAUAAAUGAUUUAAUUUUUAUUUGUUUAUUGAAAAAAAUGGUGUCGCCUUUAAAUUUGGAAGUUGGAACACCAAACAAUAACCAAAACGAAAAAGAACCUAUUUCUAACAAAAGUGAAUCACAACACAAAAAAAAUAAAACAACUGGAAUUGGUUUAUCGUUUUCUUGAAUCUCCUUCAAUAAAAAUCCAUCAAAAGAUUCAUCUUUUUUUUCCAUCAACACUUUGUUUUUUUAUAUUCACAAAAUCAAUUACAAAACAAGCAAAAAAAGAGGUUAUUGUAGAAAAGGAAUUGGUUUUUAUUAGAGGUAUUGUUAGAAAAAAAUGGGUUGUGGAAAAUCGAAACAUGAUGUUGUUACGGGAAACACCACGAGGAUCAAGAAACCUUCGGAAGCUGAAUCAGUGAAAGGAAAAGAGAGCGAAACAAUUAAAAGACAAGAAAGCUGCCGGUGCCGGAAAAAGAAUGACAUUUCCGACGUAGUUUCCGGUGACCAGCCGGAGACCAACGUAGAAACCAAUAGCAAGAAACCGGAGGAAAAGGAAGGUGGAGGAGAUUGUAGUGAAACGGUGGCGGUAGAGAUGACGAAUGGUGACAAACAACCGGAGGAAAAUGAAACAACAACAACUUUUCCGCCGGUGGCGGAGGUGGCGCUGAUAGUGCCGGAGAAUGUUGUGACGGAGGAGACCGUUAACGACGUGAAUGAGAUUGAGAGCGUUUCGCCGGUUGAAGGACAAAAGGAAAAAAUUGAUAUUGAAACGGUGGUAGAAGAAGAGAAAAGUAUAGAGGAUAAAAAUGAUGAGGAUGUUGAAAGCGAAAUUGCAUCUUCUGAGGUUGAAGAACCUAUACCUGAGGUACAAACUCUAGUAACAACAGAAUUAGAAGUUCAAGAAAUUCCGACCACGGAAAAUGACGAAUUUGCAGCCACGGAAAAUGAUGAUAUCAUGGCCACGGAAAAUGAUGAAAUUUCGGUUUUAAAGGAUGAAGAUAAAGUUGAUGUUGUAGAGGAAAAUCCGGCCGAUAUAACAAAGGUAGUUGAGUCGGCAUGAAGAAAGCAAAAGAAGAGAAUGUAAAGAAAGUUUGUACUCUAAGCAUCCAUCACCAAAUCAAAUCAUUAUUUCUUUAAAAUAAAAAAUAAAUAAAAAAGAUCUAUUUUUUCUUUAAUUAUUCUUAUGUAUAAAAAUCAAACUCUUAUUUUAUAGUAUCAGAGCAAAAUUUAUUUACUCGGAGAAGAUAGUCAUACUUAAAAUUUAUCACCGGUCCUA
Molecule: messenger RNA, 1338 nt
Organism: Arabidopsis lyrata subsp. lyrata
Lineage: Eukaryota; Viridiplantae; Streptophyta; Magnoliopsida; Brassicales; Brassicaceae
Product: pinin
Exons: 3
Coding region: 400-1122 (240 amino acids)
Source: RefSeq, a predicted model, not a curated record